AUGCCAGGCGACCUAAAGCACUUUCGUCCUCCUCUCAUAAGACCUACAGUACGCAAAACACACAUUCGACAAAUGGCACACAAGCCCAAAAUCGUGCAGCUCAAAGAGAAGCUCGUUCACUUCCUGGUAAGUUAUUGGCCCACAGUCAAAUCCUCGACCUGCACUUACCUGUCAAAAGCUUGGAUAAGCUCGUACGAAGACGACGAUGAAUCAGCACCGUUACAACCGAAAAGGGUUCCCACCCCUUCAAGAAUACAUCCAGCACAGCAUGGUUCUACUCCAACUCCAUCAACACGAAGAAUUUCUCUCGAUGGAUAUGUUGAUUCCGAUGAUGACACCUACAAUGCUACAAGCGAUAAGAAAGUAGAGACAGGUUUCUUUGGUGGCGUGCGCGAACCGGUCAAAGGGAGGAAAUGGGAUCAUGCUAGAGAUGCGGAACCUGUUAUUGUAAGAUCUGGGGUACAAUCGAAUGCUGCCGUAUGGCGAAAUUUUAUCAAAGCAUCUACGUAUGGUGCACCAGAAGGAGAGGAACACACGCUCGUUGACCAUGCCUUUUUGAACAAUCUAACUCCUGGUUACGAUAGACCAUGGUGCGGAGAUUUGGAGAAAGGAGAAGGUGAUGAUGACGAUAAUAUCACAUCUCUCAUCUACAACAAAAAGAAACGGGAGUCUUUUUACAAACGCGUGCAGCAAACUAUUCUCAUGAAUCCUUAUGUUCCCCUUAUUUUUCGCCUUAUUGUGCUUAUAACUUCUAUCAUCGCCUUGAGCAUCGCAGCCUCAGUUCAUCAUCUUUCGAAUAAAUACUCAUAUUCUCAAAGUCCAUCUACAACUAUGGCAAUUGUUGUAGAUGUAAUUGCUAUCCCGUAUACUCUCUACAUGACUUGGGAUGAAUAUACAGGCAAACCUUUAGGCCUUCGAGCACCGAAAGCCAAGAUCCGACUCGUUCUUUUAGAUCUUUUUUUCAUUAUUCUUGAGGCUUCUAAUUUGACCUUGGCGUUUGAUGCGAUAUCAGACAGCAACGGGAGCUGCAAAGUCGGAAACACGGGGUAUAACGGCGUGGUUUGCCAUAGAGCUAAGACGCUCUGUGCUAUAAUAACGAUAGCAUUGAUUGCAUGGGGAAUGACUUUUGCAGUUAGCAUAUUCCGACUUGUAGAAAGGGUGGGUGGUCGAGAAGAGGCUGAAUGA
Sclerotinia sclerotiorum 1980 UF-70 is the source of this 1185-nucleotide messenger RNA. RefSeq lists its product as hypothetical. The record is from RefSeq and is a predicted model, not a curated record. The coding region runs from base 1 to 1185 and encodes 394 amino acids. Gene Ontology annotation, biological process: positive regulation of catalytic activity. The transcript is spliced from 3 exons. Lineage: Eukaryota; Fungi; Ascomycota; Leotiomycetes; Helotiales; Sclerotiniaceae. Gene Ontology annotation, cellular component: fungal-type vacuole; cell periphery.